Messenger RNA from Ceutorhynchus assimilis (cabbage seed weevil), 1656 nucleotides. The record is from the annotation of a GenBank genome assembly. NCBI's taxonomy places the organism in Eukaryota, Metazoa, Arthropoda, Insecta, Coleoptera, Curculionidae.
AUGCCAACAGACAUCUUCGAACAAUACGACCACAAAUGCCUCACAGAACCCGAAUCCUACCCGCCAAAGAAGCAAAAAGAAUCAAUAUGUUACAAACUGAAAAGAUUCUGGUUCUCGAUUACUCUGGUAUCUGAAUACAAUUCGAUGACCGUGGAACACUUCACCAGCCAUUAUCAGUUGAGAGACGAGCGUAAGAGGCACUAUUACUCAUCGAAUUACUUCGUAAUUCAUCCGCUGAGCAUUUUCGCGGCCAUAGACGACUUUAUUUUGUGUUUGUAUUACAGCCUGGCGAUUUUUAUGCGGCUCAUCGAUGUGGCCUUUUUGAGACAAAACCACUUGUCCCAUCCCAUGUACGAGUUAGUUAUUCCAAUGUUCAAUAUUGUCGAUAUGAUGACUUGGUUGAAUUUGGGCACCUUGUUUUUUAGAGGAUUAAUCACUAAAAAGAAGAUUAUUAUAGAUUUGAAGGCAAUUGUUAAAUACAGAUUGACGAGUGUUUUUUUUUGGGCUGAAUUAAUCUCUUCAGUUCCAAAAUAUAUGAUUUGUCCGCAUAAUGAAUCAUGUACCGUACCAGUUUGGUUGUUUUUAACAGCCUUACGCUUAUUCGUUUUGUUCCUGAUAGACGAUCCACCGGUGUUAUUGAAACAGACUUUGAGACACUUGAAAUUCAAAUCCAGACAAACUUUACUUAUUCUACAUGUUUUAGUGCUUGUGGGCAUUGUUACUCACAUAAUGGCUUGUACUGGAUUUGCAAUAUCCAGAUACAAUACUUUUUUUGGAACAAGUUCCAAUAACUCUUGGAUUUUCUAUAACGAUAUUAUAAAUCAACCCAUAUACAGGCAAUAUGCUUAUGCUUUUUUUAGAGCUUCGGCUCAAACUUUUGCCAUAAAAAUUACUGAAUUUCCUAAUAUAACUUGGGAAGAAUAUUUCAUAAGUUGCAUAAAUUAUGCAGUUGGAAAAAUUAUGCAUUUAUUAAUGUGGGUGGUGAUACUCAAUGUUUUAUUAACCAUACACAUUCAAGAAAUAAGGUUUCAAGAAAUAUCGUCCCAAUUACGAAAUUGGAUGGACAAUAGAGACCUACCACAAAAUGUACAAAAAAGAGUUGUAGAUUAUUACAAUUUUCAUUACAGGAAGAAAUUUUUCAAUAAAAAGGAAGCCCAAGAUGAACUGCCCGAAAGCUUAAUGACAAAAGUUAAAUACAACAUGCAUAAACUGUUAAAAAAAUGCAACAUUACCCUUUUUAGUAGACUUAGUGAUCAUGAAAUUCAAACUUUAGCAGAUCAUUUCGAAACUGAAGUCUACAUGCCUAGAGACGUAAUCCUCAACUACGGAGCUCUAGGCACUCAUUUGUACAUAAUCGCUUUCGGAACUGUCGCCCUUUAUACUCGUUCCGGUAAAGAAGUUUGUCAUUUGUACGACGGAUCUUAUUUCGGCGAAUUGUCUUUGAUAUUGAAACAACACAAAGUCACUGUAAGCGUCGUCGCAUUGGAAACGACCAAAAUUUAUAAACUAUCCAAGAGAUUAUUGGACAAAUAUAUUUUGUCUAAUCAAGAGUUGAGGAAGAUGUUUGUUGAAUUGGCUCAAGCGAGGCUCAAGUUUAUUAUAAAAAUGGAGGACGAUUAUAAGAAGGAGCUUUUUGCUGAAAAAUAUAAGAUUUGA